CCCCCAUCUUCACCUGAGAUGGCCCUCUCCAUCUACUUUUGUCCCUAAGUCACUCAAUUGCUCACACACUUGCGAAAAUAACCAAACAAUCGAUCAUCGCAAUGUCGUCUGCGAACCGGCCUCCCAAAAUCACCAUCAUCCACCCGGACCUCGGCAUCGGCGGCGCCGAACGCCUCAUCAUCGACGUGGCCCUGGCCCUCCAGAAUCGCGGCCACCGCGUCACGAUCUACACCUCCCACCGCGACAAGUCGCACUGCUUCGAGGAGGCCCGCGAUGGCACUCUGGACGUGCGCGUCCGCGGCAACACACUCUUCCCCGCGCACAUCGGCGGCCGCUUCCACGUGCUGAUGGCGAUCGCGCGCCAGGUGCACCUGACGUUGUCUUUACUAGCGGAGAGCUCCUCCUCUCCCGAUGGUGCAGGCGCAGAUGCUACGCAACCCCAGGACGAGGAAGAUGAGAUCUUCAUCGUAGACCAAGUCCCCGCUUGCGUCCCGAUCCUGAAGACCUGGGGUUCCAGGAGAAGUCCACGAACCCGAGCCGGGCAACAACGCCAGGCCCACCAGCGGAUUCUGUUCUACUGUCAUUUCCCGGAUCAGUUGCUUGCGCGGAAGGAUGAAGGCGGGGACUUGUUGCGCGUCGUCAAGACCUUGUACCGCGCGCCGUUCGACUGGUUCGAGGGGUGGGCGAUGAGCGCGGCCGAUAAGGUGGUCGCUAAUUCGCGGUUCACACGGGGGGUUAUCACGGGGGUUUUCGGCUCGCAGCGGUUGGGGGAUCUGAGUGUUGUUUAUCCUUGUGUGGAUACUGAGGCGCGUGGUGAUCGGAAGGGAGAUGAGGGGGCGGGGGGGCUGUGGGGGGGGAAGAAGAUCUUGCUUAGUGUUAAUCGGUUUGAGAGGAAGAAGGAUAUGGCGCUUGCGAUUCGUGCAUAUCAUGGGCUUGGGAAGGAGAAGAGGCUGGGCACGAGGUUGGUUAUUGCUGGUGGCUAUGAUCAUCGCGUUCAGGAGAACGUGCAGUAUCACAAGGAGCUGGAGCACCUGGCGACUGGUUUGGGACUGCAGACUGCGACGGCGAAGACGGUUGUCUCGGCGCUCUCGGUCCCGGACUCGAUCGAUGUGCUCUUCUUGCUGUCCGUGCCCACGGCGUUCCGGGAUAUCCUCCUGCUGCAGUCCAAGCUGCUCCUCUACACGCCGGUCAACGAGCAUUUCGGGAUCGUGCCUGUCGAGGCGAUGCGCGCGGGUAUUCCGGUUCUUGCGUCGAAUACGGGCGGACCCCUGGAGACAAUUGUCGAGGGAGAGACGGGCUGGCUAAGGGAUGCGAAGAACGACGCUGACUGGACGGCUGUCAUGAACAAGGUGCUCUACGAGAUGGACCAGACGGAGUUGGAUCGUAUGUCUGCCGCGGCAAAGAAGCGGGUCGAGAGCGAGUUCUCUCUCACCGCAAUGGGCGGAAAGUUGGAGGACGAGAUCGCCGACAUGCUCCGCAAGGAGAGGCGGCCAUUCAAUGGUUUCCAGCAGAUCCUCGCGCUUUUGGCUUUGCUGGGCGUUGUGUUCGCUGUUUCUGUUACUUUUCUUCUCAGAUUGCUUUGAUCUGCUUUGCUACUCAAUACCCUUUUGCAAUGUAUAUUAGAAUCUUCUGGUUAUGUCUGAUGUUUCCCCGUCAAUUGAGCUCUUGUAUAGAUAGAAAUUUCACGUGAUUGCGCGC
This is a messenger RNA of Aspergillus homomorphus CBS 101889, 1698 nucleotides long. RefSeq names its product GDP-Man:Man(1)GlcNAc(2)-PP-dolichol alpha-1,3-mannosyltransferase. The transcript is spliced from 2 exons. Lineage: Eukaryota; Fungi; Ascomycota; Eurotiomycetes; Eurotiales; Aspergillaceae. The coding region runs from base 102 to 1583 and encodes 493 amino acids. Gene Ontology annotation, molecular function: alpha-1,3-mannosyltransferase activity; GDP-Man:Man(1)GlcNAc(2)-PP-Dol alpha-1,3-mannosyltransferase activity. The record is from RefSeq and is a predicted model, not a curated record.